This is a messenger RNA of Theobroma umbraticum, 2178 nucleotides long. RefSeq names its product synaptotagmin-3-like. The record is from RefSeq and is a predicted model, not a curated record. Gene Ontology annotation, molecular function: lipid binding. Gene Ontology annotation, cellular component: endoplasmic reticulum. Lineage: Eukaryota; Viridiplantae; Streptophyta; Magnoliopsida; Malvales; Malvaceae.
UAUUAAAUUUCCACUACAAUCUCUUUGAACAUUCAAACUGUUAACCUUACUUUCUUUCUUUUUUUGAUCUGCAUUCCCUCACAAACUCAUGUAGUCAAAGGAUUCAUCCAAGGUGAUGAUGGGAUUGGUGGGUUGUUUACUAGGAAUUAUUGGCUUUGGAAUUGGAGUUCCCAUUGGUAUUUUAAUUGGUUUUCUUUUGUUCAUAUACAAGGAGCCUGCAGAUGUAAAGGAUCCAAUAAUCCGGCCACUUCAUGAUUUGGAUACCAGCUCUCUGCUUGAUAUUUUGCCUGAGAUUCCUUCCUGGAUGAAGCAUCCUGAUUAUGAUCGAAUUGACUGGUUGAAUAGGUUUAUCUCCGACAUGUGGCCUUUCCUCAGUAAGGCAAUUAGUGGUAUUAUAAGAAGCACGGUGGAGCCCAUAUUUGCAGAGUACACUGGCAAGCUUCAGAUAAUAUCCAUAUAUUUUAAGAGUUUGAGACUUGGAACUAUUCCUCCUACAAUUCAUGGUAUCAAAGUUGUCGAAACCAAUCAAAAUGAACUAGUAUUUGAGCCUGUGCUUAGAUGGGCUGGAAAUCCUGACAUCACUCUGGUGUUGAAUUUAUUGUCGCUUAAAAUCACACUUCAGCUAUUGGAUGUACAAAUAUGUGCUGCACCUCGGAUAGCUUUGAAACCUCUGGUGCCAACAUUCCCUUGUUUCACUAGAAUAUCAAUGUCUUUGAUGGAGAAGCCGCAAGUUGACUUCGGAUUGAGAUUAUUGGGAGCUGAUAUUAUGGCAAUUCCAGGAUUGUAUCAAUAUAUUCAGGAAAUGAUAAGCAAACAAAUUGCUAGCUUGUAUCUCUGGCCACAAACUCUUGAAAUACCGAUUCUUGAUGGUUCAGUAGGAGCUACGAAGAAGCCUGUAGGCAUUUUGCAUGUGAAGGUUGUUAGGGCGCUCAAACUUUUAAAGAUGGACUUGUUGGGAUCCUCUGACCCUUAUGUGAAACUCAGCCUUAGUGGGGAAAGGCUCCCGGCAAAGAAAACGUCUAUUAAAAUGAGGAACCUCAACCCUCUGUGGAAUGAGGACUUCAAGCUUACAGUAAAGGAUCCACAGUCUCAAGUCCUUCAGCUGCAUGUUUAUGAUUGGGAAAAGGUCGGGACACAUGAUAAGUUGGGAAUGCAAGUAGUUCCACUAAGAUUACUCGCCCCUCAUGAAACGCAAGAGUUCUCACUUGAUUUAGUCAAGAAUACAAAUCCUAAUGAUCCUCAAAACAAGAAACCUAGAGGACAGCUAGUGGUGCAGAUGACAUUUAAUCCUUUCAAAGAGGAUUAUGAAAGAUUUAGUGGACCUUUGGACAGAUACGCAAGUAAUGAAAGUGGUGUCGGUAGGCUACCCAAACAUGAUGGGUCUAUUUGUGGAGCCGGUUUGCUUUCAGUUAUCCUCCAAAGAGCUGAGGGUGUUGAAGGGAAGUAUCAUAAUAACCCUUAUGCUGUUAUUAUCUUCAAAGGAGAAAAGAAGAAAUCCAAGCUGGUCAAGAGAACAAGGGAUCCAUGUUGGAAUGAAGAGUUCCAGUUUGUACUAGAAGAGGCACCUUUGAAAGAUAUGAUCCAUAUUGAAGUUAUAAGCAAGCGGCUACACUUCAGUCUCCUACGACGGAAGGAAUCAUUGGGGCAUGUGGAUAUCAAUCUCAAUGAUGUGGUUCACAAUGGACGCAUCAACGAGAAGUAUGAUCUUAUCAAUUCCAAAAAUGGAGUGAUAUGCAUUGAGAUACGGUGGGAGGUGACUUGAGAAGAAUCAGGUUAACAAGAGAUGGCCUUUGAUCUUUGCCAUUCUUCUCUUUAUGGGUUUAUUCUUUCGAUAUGUACGGUGACUACAAUACGCAAGAUGGUGACAAGAUAUCGUGCAAAUUUAUACAUUUUUAUUGUUGCAAGGCAACCCCUUUAAUUUGGUGUUGCGUGCUGUAUUGAAAUGACUAAAAUUUUCAAGUGUACUAUCACUCAUCCUAUGUAAUCCACGUAAUUUUAAUGUAAUGCACCACGACUAGACCAUCAUGUCAUGUGUAGCUGAAUCUGAUUCUGUGGUCUGCAUACCUGCUAGACAAAGCCACAAGACCCUUCAUGUUUGGAUUAGCUCUGGUUGGUGUUAAUCUCUUUUGUACUGUUCCAAUUCGAGCUCAACCUUGGAAUUUAGGAACACAAAAUCUA